Molecule: messenger RNA, 2202 nt
Organism: Gossypium arboreum
Lineage: Eukaryota; Viridiplantae; Streptophyta; Magnoliopsida; Malvales; Malvaceae
Product: serine/threonine-protein kinase-like protein ACR4
Exons: 5
Coding region: 721-1947 (408 amino acids)
Biological process (GO): protein phosphorylation
Molecular function (GO): protein kinase activity; ATP binding
Source: RefSeq, a predicted model, not a curated record
AUAAAAAGGCAAAAUGGAAACUUAAGAGCUAAUUCAGGAAAUAAAAAAACACUUCAUUUUUUGAUUCACUGAUCAUUACCUUUUCUUUUUCAUCCCUUCAAUAAUUAUGUCUUCACCAGUAUCCCUCAAAUUAAAAACCCAUUUUUUAAACGAUACAUGUUCAUGUAUGUAUUCGUGUCCUGUUCAGUCCGUAUUAUGUUAUUACACACCCCUCACAUGCGAGGCAUUAAUAAUUUUUCUUUUAACUUUCUUGAUGAGUUCCAAAGCUCUAUUAUCACCAUUUCUUUUUCAUGACAGGGAAGUUCUAGACAUAGACCAGACAUUCUUGUUUCAGCUAUUGGCAAUUUAUUUAUACAUAUAUAUACCUAGAUAUAUAGGGUUUAUUUCUAUUUCCUUUUUCACUAUGAUGAGAUGCUUAAAAACAUCAUUGGACAAAUAUUUGGAUUAUAUUUCAGAUUUUUUCAGUUUCUCCCUCAACCAGUUUGGUUUCUGAAUGUUGUUUUGUUUGUACUAAAAGUACACUAUAUAAUAUAGUCACAGGGACCACCUUCAUGUCUGGUUCUUUACAGGUAGUAAAAAAAUGUUUUUAAAAACUAGUCCUUCAACUUCACAAUUCUAUGAUUUGGAUUUAUUGGGCAUCUUGUUGUACACAUUUUGGUGAACUAUGUAAUAGUUAAAUACUUCCAUUGAUGGUUCAAUGAUCAAGUCCAGUGACAGAACAUGGUGAAGGUUGCAACUAUUGUUGGUGGAGCUGCAGGAACACUUGCUUUAAUGGCUGUAAUAAUGGGAUUCUUUUGGUUUUUCAAGUCAUGUAAGAGUUUUUCGAAUAGAGCUUCAGAGACCGGCUCGUCGGAUCCUUCGACAUUAACGGAGUGGAAUCGAGGAGUUGGACCGAGUUCAUCAGCCGGUCCGUCUUUAUAUGGACCACAAGGAGCAAAGGAGUUCAUGUUGGAAGAACUAGAGCAAGCUACCAAACAAUUUGCUGAGAGUAGUCUCAUUGGAUACGGAAGUUUCGGCUUGGUUUAUAAAGGUUUGCUUCGUGACGUUGUCGUUGCCAUCAAAAGACAUCCCGGUAUUCCCCGACCAGAAUUCGUUGCAGGGGUAAUGUAUUUGUCCGAGAUUCAACACCGAAACUUGGUUACUCUUUUAGGCUAUUGUCAAGAAGGUGGUUCCCAAAUGUUGGUAUAUGAAUAUUUACCCAAUGGUAGCAUGUGCAAUCACCUAUAUGGUAAUGGUUCAUUAAACAACAUAGAUUCAUUGCAUGACACCGUGGCAUUACCUUUUCGUGUUUUUGUUUCGGCAGAUACCGGACGAGAGGCUCCGACUCGUCUUGAGUUCAAGCAGAGGUUAUCGAUUGCUCUAGGGGCAGCUAGAGGUUUAUGCCAUUUACAUGGCCUGAAACCCCCUUUGAUACACAAGAAUUUCAAAACGGGUAACGUGUUGGUCGACGAGGACUUCAUAGCUAAAGUUGCAGAUGCGGGGGUAUCGAUGUUACUCGAAAAGAUAGAAGAAGCCAGUCCAUCUUACACAUCUAGUGUAAAUAUUUUCCGAGAUCCAGAGGUGGAAGUAUUAGGAAGUUUCACCGAAACUAGCGAUGUGUAUAGCUUCGGGGCGUUCCUUUUAGAGCUUAUAACCGGACAGGAUGAGGCAAUGCAUAUCAAUUACAUGGGAUCCAAUGAGAGCUUAAUUCAGUGGGUGCAAUCAAGGCUGAGUUGCAAUGACUUUGUGGACCAUAGACUAGUUGGAAGCUUCACCAUGGAUGGUAUUAAGGAUAUGAUCAAGUUGGCAUUGAAAUGCAUGAGUUUUCCCGGGGAAAGGCGGCCAGAUAUGAACACCGUUUCGAUCGAACUCGAACGGAUCCGUGAAAACGAGAUGGAAAUGACAACAGUAAAAAGUGAAGGUACUGCAAAAAUCGCUCUAGGUAGUGAGCUAUUUGCUUCAAAAUAAGGAUCAAUCCCAAUGUAGUUUUAUUAAAGCUUGGGGCCAAAGCUUAGGAUAAAAAAUGAAGUGUUUAUAAAGUAGGGGUAGUGAAGCUGCUAUCAUAAAUUAAUGGAAACGUGUAUAUUUAUUUUAUGGGAUUUUAUUGAUAAAUAUUAAUGUAUCAUACAGCUUAUUAACAGCCAGGCAGAUUAGAAGAUUUUCGGAGAGUGGCAUGUGUACUCUGUGUAUAAAAAAGUAUUAUGGAAACAUUUAUAUUAAAAA